AUGUCCGCCGAAGCGACAUCCAGCGACAACUCGAUCAGCAGACAAGGCGGUAUUACUCUCAAGCUCGCCCACGGCGGCCACGGCCACAUGCGCCUUCGACAACUCGGCCCAAUCUGUCUCAAGAUGAGGCAAUCACCCGCCGAAGACAUGUCUAUCGACAUCAACUGUACUCGCUACACGUGGGCUCGAACAGGAUAUCAAGAUACAGAGACUUGA
Messenger RNA from Colletotrichum fioriniae, 216 nucleotides. The record is from RefSeq and is a predicted model, not a curated record. Lineage: Eukaryota; Fungi; Ascomycota; Sordariomycetes; Glomerellales; Glomerellaceae.